UUAUAUAAAACAAUUGUACGCAUGCGUAUAGAUGGAAAUCUUCCGCGAAAAUUCGGCUGUUUUAGUGGUAGAAGGUUGCGAGACGUUUGCAGCCACAGUGCAGAUGAUAUCGAAUUAAUUCUGUAGAUAAAGAUACAUAGAAGGUACUGCUGCAUGCUGGGUAGUUGGUAGUAUAUGAUUAUAAACAAUGAAUGGGCAAGGGAGCUGUAAACACAUCAAUGGAAGGGGAGACCACCAAGAUAGGGUGGCUAUCUUGGAUGCAGGGGCCCAGUAUGGCAAGGUCAUUGAUAGACGAGUUCGAGAACUCAGUGUAGAAUCUCAGAUCCUGCCAUUGGAUACACCAGCUUUUACAUUAAAAGAGGGAGCUUAUACCGCCAUCAUCAUAUCAGGAGGACCUAACUCCGUCUACGCUGAGAAUGCUCCAAGGUAUGAUCCUGAGAUAUUUACAUGUGGACUGCCAGUGUUGGGGAUCUGUUACGGAAUGCAGCUGCUCAACAAAGAAUUUGGUGGUACAGUACAUCCUAAAGAGGCACGAGAAGAUGGACAAUUCACAAUAACUAUUGACACAAAUUGCUCAUUAUUCAGGUCCCUAAAGAAAGAGCAGAAUGUGUUGCUAACCCAUGGAGAUAGUAUAGACACAGUGGCCAGAGGCUUUACUGCUGUAGCUCACUCGGGAAACAUCAUUUCAGGGAUAGCCAAUGAGGAUAAGAAAUUGUAUGGUGUUCAGUUUCAUCCUGAAGUUGACCUAACAGAACAAGGGAAAGAAAUGAUGACUCACUUUCUGUUUGAUAUUGCUAAGUGUAAAGGAAGUUUUACCAUGCAAGGACGGGAAGCCGAGUGUUUGAAAUACAUCAAGGAUGUCACAGGAGAUCACAAAGUCUUGAUGCUGUUAAGCGGAGGUGUGGAUUCAACAGUUUGUGCUGCCUUGCUACACAAGGCCCUGUCUGAAGAGCAGGUCAUAGCAGUCCACAUCGACAACGGUUUCAUGAGGAAAAAUGAGAGCCAUAAUGUAGUGCAGUCUCUUAGCAAAAUAGGACUUAAUGUUAAAGUUAUAAAAGCGGCACAUACAUUUUACAAUGGUUCCACUUGUAUUUCUGUAAAGACCGGAGAUUCAACUUCUCGUAAACGCAAGACAGAGAGGCUCAAUACUGUUGUAUGUCCGGAGGAGAAGAGAAAAAUCAUAGGGGACACAUUUAUGAAGGUAGCCAACGAAGUAAUAGAAGAAUUAAACUUGAAACCAGAGGAUGUCUACUUAGGUCAAGGAACCUUAAGGCCAGACUUGAUAGAGAGUGCCUCAGAAAUGGCCAGUGGUAAAGCAGAUGCCAUAAAAACGCACCAUAAUGAUACAGAGUUGGUGAGAGAACUACGCAAGCAAGGUCGUGUGGUGGAACCACUGAAAGAUUUCCACAAAGAUGAGGUCCGCACCAUUGGGAAAGACUUGGGUCUUCCACAUGAUCUUGUCAAUAGACACCCCUUCCCAGGGCCAGGACUUUCCAUCCGUGUUAUAUGUGCAGAAGAACCCUACAUGUGUAAAGAUUUUGCUGAAACAAGUGUUUUGCUCAAAUUUUUGUUGGACUUCUCAAAUUCAGUUAAAACACCACAUACUUUAAUAACAAGGCUGAAAAACAGUACCUCAGAACAGGAACAAGAACAAUUGAAGCAGAUCAGUGAAGAGGCUCAGCUAUUUUCUUCAUUGUUACCCAUCAAAACUGUCGGUGUUCAGGGAGAUUGCAGGUCCUAUAGUUAUGUGGUGGGGAUAUCCAGUGACAGUGAACCAAACUGGAAGAACUUGAUGGUAUUAGCCAAACUCAUACCAAGAAUCUGCCAUAAUAUCAAUAGGGUGGUGUAUAUUUUUGGAGGCUCUGUGCGAUUCCCUGUAGAGGACAUUACCCCUACCUAUCUAACCAGUGGAGUAUUGAGCACCCUGAGACAGGCUGACUACCUGGCCACCGAAGUGUUACAGACCACGGACACUACAUCCAAACUCAGCCAGAUGCCCGUCAUUAUAAUACCUGUCCACUUCGACAGGGACCCUGUCAAAAACAUUCCUUCUUGUCAAAGGUCUAUAGUGAUUAGAACAUUUAUAACCAAUGAUUUCAUGACUGGGAUUGCUGCAACACCAGAUGAACACUUUCCAGUCCAGGUUUUGAACCAGAUGGUAGAGAGAAUCUCAACAGUGCCAGGUAUAUCCAGAGUGUUGUAUGACCUCACUUCCAAACCCCCAGGAACCACUGAAUGGGAAUAGUGAAACAGGAACCACUGAAUGGGAAUAGUGAAACGGGAACCACUGAAUGGGAAUAGUGAAACGGGAACCACUGAAUGGGAAUAGUGAGCUGAAAACAGCAGGGAGAAAAUGUUAUGUGCUUCACUGAAAUCAUUAGGAAAUAUUUUAAAAUAAUGCUUGACAAAACACAAUAAAUUGUUAUAAUAAAGUAUUUGAACAAUU
Ostrea edulis (European flat oyster) is the source of this 2446-nucleotide messenger RNA. Its product is annotated as GMP synthase [glutamine-hydrolyzing]-like. The coding region runs from base 188 to 2245 and encodes 685 amino acids. NCBI's taxonomy places the organism in Eukaryota, Metazoa, Mollusca, Bivalvia, Ostreida, Ostreidae. The record is from RefSeq and is a predicted model, not a curated record. Gene Ontology annotation, cellular component: cytosol. Gene Ontology annotation, biological process: GMP biosynthetic process. The transcript has 16 exons. Gene Ontology annotation, molecular function: ATP binding; GMP synthase activity; GMP synthase (glutamine-hydrolyzing) activity.